Molecule: messenger RNA, 3977 nt
Organism: Mirounga angustirostris (Northern elephant seal)
Lineage: Eukaryota; Metazoa; Chordata; Mammalia; Carnivora; Phocidae
Gene: TMEM187
Product: transmembrane protein 187
Cellular component (GO): transport vesicle
Source: RefSeq, a predicted model, not a curated record
AUGGCCACCGUCUACACGGUGUUCAAUGGCAUCUUCGUCCAAGUGGGCUAUGAACACCAUGCCGAAGCCCGCAUAGCCAGCCUCCCCGCCUUCCUGGCCAUGCCCUUCAACUUUAACUUGGCCUGCGUCCUCCUGGGGGUGUACUGGCUACAGAGAAAUGCUAGGGCCCCAGGACGCCCCAUGGAGGUGCAGAGGGCUCGCUACCUGAAGGAUGUCUUUGCUGGCAUGGCCCUGGUCUAUGGCCUGGUUCGGUGGCUGCGGAUUGCGACGCAGUUGCUUGACCAGUGGCUCACCUUGCCCAUCUUUGCAUGGCUGGUGGCCUGGCGCCUCUCCCUAGACGGGUCGGGGUUGUUCCUUGCCAUCAGGUGUCUCUCCCUGGGCAGUUACGGCCUCGCCCUGCUGCACCCCUGUGGGUUUGAGGUUGCGCUGGGCGCCCACAUCGCAGCUGCCGUGGGCCAGGCCCUUGCCCAUAGGCGCUACGGCACUGUCUCCUCGGGAGUCUCCUUGGCUCCGGGCGUGCUCUCCUGCUUGGGCUGUGUGGGCCUCGAGCUGUGUGACCAUCAGCUCGCGCGGUGGCAUCUCUUCCAGUGGCUCAAAGCCUGUGAUGUGCUCCAGUUCCACUUUGCAUUCUUGUUCCUGACAAAUUUAAACACUUGCCGAAGCCCUCCUCCUGAGGGGAAGGUACAUUAAAGUGUGGAAAGAAAAAACUUAAAAAAAGAAGAAGAAACGGGGCGCCCGGCUGGCUCAGUCAGAAGAGCAUGCGACUCUUGAUCUCUGGGUUGUGAGUUCGAGUCCCAUGUGGAGUGUAGAGAUUACUUAAAUAAAGAAAACAACACUUAAAUAAAGAAAACCAAAAUGUGGAAAGAAGCUGACCACUGACCACCCCCACCCCCCUGCAGCUGUCAUUGGUGUUAAACUUCCCGGAUGUGAGACGAUACGAGGAUUACAUGGAAGACCGUCCCUUCCCUCGAAGUUGUGGGCGUCAAGAUUUAGAGGUGAAAUGUUAUGCUGUCUGCAACUUACUUUCAAAGAGACUUACUUCAAGACACUGUCACGGAACAUCCCCCGCAUUUAACCGACUGAGCCACCCAGGCACCCCAGAAGGGCAUCUGUUCUUGAAAGACAAAGGUGAAGGCAGAGUUAAAGAGGGCACUGUCUCUGCCAAAUGACAUCUCAGGAUGGGCUGCCCACGUGUGCCUGCUCAGUGUCCCCCAAGGCCCCUCUCCCUGGAGCCUGCAGGUUGGCAUGUGGACCAUUGCUAUGACUGCUGACUGUUGAGAUGCUUUUGAAACUGGGUACCUGUGCUGGAUGUUCUGUCCCACCCGGGCACCUCUCAAGUGGGUGGUGGAUCUGAACCAUGAACCAAGCCAUCACCUGAAGAAGCCCGCAGCUGAGAGCCAGUGAGCCUUGCCUCUGCUGGGGCAGUGGGCAGCCAACCUCUAACCCUCCCACAAGGCCCGGGCAAAUGGUGUGGCCUGGCUCAGCGUUGGGGGCCCGGAGGCAGGGCAUGCCAGUGGGUGAAGAGCAGGGUGGCGUUUGCUUGGGGAAACAGCUUUGUUCCAUGACAGUGUCUUGAAGGCUCUAUAUGCCUUAGAAGAGGAAAAAGGCUAUGGGUGUCUCUAGGGAGGCCACCCUUACCUCAGAGAGGUCAGCGGGAGGGAGGGGAGGAUGUGCGUCCUUGGGUGGCUCAGGUAGGGAUGAGGAUGGGAGGGUGGGGGCAGAGGGGACCAGGGUCUUAUAUGGGGUGGGUUCUUCACCUAGUAUCUGAGUGGUUCCUCCCCCCAGUUUUGCUGUUUUUCUCUUAGUAGCUGUUUGCCUCAUGGAGAAUGGCUGGGGUCUGCACGGCCUUGUUCAUUCCACACCUUUGAGCAAUAACUUCUCAUUGGAUUUCAUUUCAUUUUUACCAAUGCUUAAUAAAUAAGCCUGAGAACCUUCUGGUUUUUAUGCCACUCCUGCACAGGAAACAGGUGGCGUGCUCACAUUCGGGUGACUCAGGACAGUUUCAUGGAGAACUAGGCACACCACUGUGGGGGUGGGGGACCGCAGGGGGCCCUUUACCACGCCGGGACCCGGGGAGACACGGGGCAGAGCAGAGACCUCCAGAAGCCCAACCCGCUCUGUCCUGCCUGUCUCCCAUCCAAGGUUGUCAGAUAAAAUGUAGCACUACAAAUGAUGUUUUAGGCCCGGCGUGUCCCAAAUAUCACAUGAGAUGUGCUUAUUCUAAGAAAUUGUUGCACUGUUUAUCUUAAAUUCAGAUUUAACUGGGUGUCCUGUCUAUUUGCUAAAUCAUCUAACUCCUCUAAAGCCAGAGGCCUGGAACCUUCUCUUCUCGCUGCCCCCAUGCGGCUUCCUGCAUCCCCUCCAGCCGUGGUGAGCCCCAGGUUCUGGGGCCGGCAUCGCAGAGUGCCUCAGCCCGGCAAUGUUUGAGCCAGGAGAGGAAGAAGGCUGGUGGCUGUGUCUGCUCUGUUUCUCCAUCUUACCGCUGCAAGGCUGAGAGGCCAGUGGUUACCAGAGGGGCCCUCUCCCUGCUUUUGGCCUAAACGGUCUAGAGGUCCCAAAGCUGGGAGGGCUCUCCGAAACCAUCUGCCCCAACCCCCUCAUUUCACAGAAACGAAAACUCCAGAAGUCCCACUUGGCUGACAGUUGCAGCAGAAACCCGGCAUCCCACCCCCCUGCCCAAAGUCCUGCCCACUGCGUGGCUCUACCUCUCCCUGACGUCUCAGCCUCUCUUCCUUGCUUUCCCAUAACCACAGCCUGGGGAUGUGCCCCCAGUGAAAACAGUUGGGUUGGUUUUGCUGAUUGUUGAGGUGACACUGGCUCGUUGGGCUGGGGUGGUGGUGGGGGUGGGGGCGGACAACGAGCCACCUGAGAGGCCUGUCAGGAUUCUGGUGGCCCUGUCACGGGACACGCAACUCUGUGCACUUGCAUCUUCUGUCCUUGGCGGGGGGCUGAUCUGGGCUCCUUCACCCUGUCCUCAUCCAGGCGCUGAUUCCUUCCCAGCUUUCACCGGCUGCACGCACCAGAAAGGUGUGACACGCUUUUCCACUUUGUGUGAAGGACACUGUGUGUGGUGCUCAUGCAUUUGUUCUUCCUCAUUCUUUUUUUUAAAUUUUAUUUAUUUGAGAGAGAGAGAGAGCGCACACACACAUGAGCAGGGGGAGUGGGAGAGGGAGAAGCGGGCUUCCCGCUGAGCAGGGAACCCGAUGCGGGGCUUGAUCCCAGGACCCUGGGACCAUGACCUGAGCCGAAGGCAGACGCUUAACGACUGAGCCACCCAGGCGCCCCACGUUCUUCCUCAUUCUUGACCUUUUUCCUUCUUUUUUUUUUUUUUUUAAGAUUUUAUUUAUUUAUUUGACAGAGAAAGACACAGCGAGAGAGGGAACACAAGCAAGGGGAGUGGGAGAGGGAGAAGCAGACUCCCCGCCGAGCAGGCAGCCCGAUGCGGGACUCGAUCCCGGGACUCCAGGAUCAUGACCUGAGCCGAAGGCAGUCGCUUAACCAACUGAGCCACCCAGGCGCCCCUGUCUUUUUCCUUCUUAAUUUGUAGGAACUCUGUUUUAUAUUAUAAAGAUUAACCAUUCAUCUGGCAUACAGAUGAUAAGUAUUUUUUUUUAAUCUAUCAUUUGUGUUUUGACUUUGUGGAUAUUUGAAAGUAACAUGGUUGAAGAUUUACAUGGUCCCGUAUCUCUCUAUGUCUCUCUUUUUCUACAUAGCUUUUGGGUUUCUGCUCUUAAGACAUUUUUUCAGAUCCCUAGAUUAUGCUUGUCUAUUCAUCAGAUAGCUUUGUCAAAUCUUAACAUCUCUAUAGCUGCUUCAGAUCUUUUCACUAUAAAAUUUUCAUUAUAAAAUUAUUAAAAAUAGGGGCGCCUGUCUGGCUCCAUUGGUGGAGCAGGCGACUCUUGAUCUCAAUCAGGGUCGUCAGUUCAAGCCCCACGUUGGGUGUAGCGAUUCCUUUAAAAAAUUAUUGAAAACAGGGA